Messenger RNA from Heterobilharzia americana, 1126 nucleotides. Lineage: Eukaryota; Metazoa; Platyhelminthes; Trematoda; Strigeidida; Schistosomatidae. The record is from the annotation of a GenBank genome assembly.
AUGGACUUGUGGAAAAGCAUUGAAGCUAACUUGUCUUGGUUUGAUUUGUCUCCACAAGUGCGUGCUGAGUUAAAUGAUGAUCCCAAAAAGUAUGAAGAACAAAUAUUGUUGCACAGUUUUCGAAAUCAACUACGCUAUACAGGAAAUCUUGUUCACUUGGUCCUAAAACGUGAGAAAAAAUACUAUGAAAGACUAAUUGACUAUGGAAGACAGCAUUAUCUCCUCUAUCCUUACCAUCUUCAGGACAAAAUUGUUCGUGGUUUGCAGGUCACUCCGUUCAUUUAUUAUCGUCGUAUGAUAAUUGAUCUCAUUGCAACAGAAAAAUCGUAUGACUGCCUUCCGAAUUUCACUGCAGCAGAUUGCUUGCGUUUGCUUGGAAUAGGAAGAAAUCAAUAUAUUGAUCUAAUCAACACUUACAAAAGCUUCUUAUCAUCCAUAGGUCCUGAUGAAAAUGAACUCCAAGGACUUCUAUGUGAUAUUCUCCCGUCACAUCCUGUUGAUAAAGUUUUAUUUGAGCCAUGGCAUGUAGUUCGCAUAGGAUCUGUUAUGUUGUCUGAUAUCCAAACGUCUACGGAUUCGGAGCGCAUUAUGAUUGAUCAACUUAUAGAUUCUGAAAAGGUAGGUGAAUUGGAGGAAAUUAGUCAAAACAGUUCUGGAAUUUUAGUCAAGGAUCUUGAUCAAGAUAUCCUCAGAAAACUUUAUCUUCGUGGUUUAGUGUACAUUGAUAUUCCAGUCUGCGGUGGUGAUAAGAUAUGUGUCCCUACACUUGAAGGCUUUGUCAUGAAUCGUGUUAGUGGAGAUAUUAGAGAGAAUUUGUUAUACAAAAUUUUCGUCACAGCUGAUGAAAACACAUCAGUCAGUGAGCUAGCUGACUGUUUACAGGUUGAUGUAAAUUCAGUGAAACAAGCUGCUUCAAUAUUCUGUCGGUUGGGUUUCGCAUAUAAACGAGUUGGUCGUCUGAAUAAUCAGAUAAAAUCAUUUCGUAUCCCUUUAUCUAGUACCAGUCCAGAUGUACACACUCUGUCGGAAACUCAGUUGUCGAAGAAUUAAAUUGUUUGUCAUGUGUAGAUGACUCAGCUCAACAAAAGAAAAAGUUGGUAUUAAUAUUUGAUUCUACUAUCACCGC